AUGGCCAUGAAGGCGACCACGAGGGAGCACGUCGCACCGGGCCGCAGCGUCAGCGCUCCGCACCACAGCGGUGGCGGUGGCGCCGACGCCGCGCUCGCGCCCUCCGCGGCCCCGCCCUCCUUCUCCUCCCGCUCGCUGCGCAACGAGACCUCGCCCUCCGGCGCGCGGGCCGCCUCGUCCACGGCGCUCCUCUCGGCCACCCACAAGCGCGUGUCGCCGGCGCCCAACCAGCUGGCCGCGUCGCUGCCCACCUACUCGGCGGCGGCGGGCCAGCGGAGCGCCGACCUGGAGUCGUCCGGGGUGGUGCCCGAGGAGCGCGUGGCCAAGCUGCGGGCCAAGUGGGGCAUCCCCUCCACCGACGCCCUCGUCCGCGUGUUCCCGUGCGUGUAUAAGAAGCCGCGUCCAUCGCAUGGCAAGAUGUAUAUUUUCCCCAACCACCUCGUCUUCGUCUCUCACUCCCACCGCACCAAUAUAUGCAUUCCGUUCGCCGAAGUGGAGCACAUGGUGCGCAAGCGACACCGCAUCCACCUCGUCACCCACGACAAAACGCACCGGCUGAGAGGCAGCCUCACUCAGAACAGCACCACCUACGGCAUUCUGCUCGCCGUCUGGCAGCGCGCCAAGGGCGACUCGACCAUCGACCUGGAGACGAUCAGGGCGUGCGACAAGAAGCUGCAGAAGGCCAUGCGCAAGGGGGAGCGACGGGGCAGCCUGACGGACACCUCCGACGGGACGCUCUCCGAGAUGGGCUCCGACGACGACUACGGCGGCCACCCCGAAGACACCGAGAGCGAGGACGAGCCCAUCCUCGAAUGUCACACGGCCAGCGCUGGCUCUUCUGCUGGCGUCGUAGAGCAACAGUCGCAGCCACAGGAGCCCCGAUUGGAAAUUCCGCUCGAGCCGCAAGCUGUGGCGCCGCCGAGCUUCGCGGCUCUCCUCCAGCCGCCCGCCGACGCGCAAAAUGUGAACCGGGUCGCGCCACAGACGCUGUCGGCCAGUCUGGAGCGUUGCUGGAGUCUCAUCUACGACUCCAACAGCAGCAACGUGCAACGGAGCAUGGCCAAGAACCUACUCUACGAUAUUUCGCUUGGGCCGUGGGUGCCGGACAGUGAGCCGGGGCUGAUGACCCGGGUGGUCAAGUACACCAAGCCCAUGCAGAGCGCAUUCGUGAAGGGCGACGCAUUGGUCGAGCAGACACAGAAGGUCGUCCUGCUGAGCCAGCCCUCGAAGAAGCUGUGCGUCUGGCAAGAGUCGAGGAUGCAAGGCGUGCCCUACGCCGACUCGUUCGUGAUUCACGCCGUCUACGAGGCCAGCGAAAACGGGGCCGGCAAGACGAACAUCUCGAACACGGCCUGGGUGGUCUGGAUCAAGUCUCCGCCACGGCUCCUCCGCGGCAAAAUCGAGCGAGGCUCGGUCACUGGUGUCGAGGAGUCGUUCAAGUCGCUCAUGGCUGACACCGAAGCCGCCCUCGUCGCCGAGGCCCUGGCCCCCGCUCCCGCAGCUUCUCCUGCUGCUGCCGCCUCUUCCACCCCACCGGCUGCUGCUGUCGCCCCCACCCCGGCCGCCACCGCCAGUAGGACGCCGGUGAUGGCGCCCAUGGUAGGGCAGGUGAUGGGCAUCGCGCCAGGCGUGCAGGUGAUGCCGGGUGGCGGUGUCCCGACGAUGCAGAGGGCCGGUGGCUUGCAGAUCGACGAGAAGUGCGUCUACGCCGUCGUGCUCGUCCUCAUCCUCAGCGUCAUCGCCAACGUCAUCCUCGCCGCCUGCCGAUGA
This is a messenger RNA of Acanthamoeba castellanii str. Neff, 1770 nucleotides long. RefSeq lists its product as uncharacterized. Gene Ontology annotation, cellular component: plasma membrane; endoplasmic reticulum membrane; endoplasmic reticulum-plasma membrane contact site. The transcript is spliced from 12 exons. Gene Ontology annotation, biological process: intracellular sterol transport. Gene Ontology annotation, molecular function: sterol binding; sterol transfer activity. NCBI's taxonomy places the organism in Eukaryota, Discosea, Longamoebia, Acanthamoebidae. Bases 1 to 1770 code for a protein of 589 amino acids. The record is from RefSeq and is a predicted model, not a curated record.